GACAUUUUCUCUUCCCUACUAAAACCUCUCUCCCUCGCCUGAAAAACCCACCGAAAAACACACUUUUCACACACACACACACACAUAUAUGUAAAAUUGAUGGGUUUUAACGGCGGAGAGAUGACGGCGGAAGUUGAAAGAGUGUUCGUAGGAGCAGGUUGCAACAGAAUAGUUAACAACGUCUCCUGGGGCGCCUGCGAUUUGCUCUCUUUUGGUACCCAAAACGCCGUCGCCAUUUUUUGUCCCAAGACUGCGCAAAUUGUGACUACACUUCCUGGACACAAUGCAUAUGUGAACUGCACUCAGUGGCUACCCAACAGCAAGUUUGCAUUCAAAGCUAAAAAUUUUGAAAGGCAUUAUCUGCUAUCUGGAGAUGCUGAUGGAACAAUUCUUUUGUGGGAGUUUUCACUUGUUGAUAAUAAGUGGAGAAAUGUGCUGCAAUUACCAGAAAAACAUAAAAAAGGUGUUACAUGCAUUUCUGCAAUUAUGGUAUCCGAUUCCGAUGCUAUGUUUGCAUCUUCUUCUUCUGAUGGUGUAGUGAGCGUGUGGGAAAUAGUCCUUCCGUCUAUAUCUGGAGGUGAAUGCAAAUUGUCUUGCUUGGACACUAUAUUUGUCGGUAGAAAACCAAUGGUCGCUCUUUCACUCGUAGAGUUACCUGGGCAAAACGGGCAUCUAGCUCUAGCCAUGGGCGGUUUGGAUAACAAAAUCCACAUCUACAGCGGCGAGAGAAUCGGAAAAUUUGUUCAUGCAUGUGAACUAAAAGGCCACACAGACUGGAUUCGCAGCCUCGAUUUCUCACUACCUCUACACGAAAACAAUGAAACUUAUACUCUCCUCGUGAGUUCGUCUCAAGACAAAGGGAUACGCAUAUGGAAAAUGGCUUCAUUACAAGCCAAUAGCACUACAGAAGAAAACACCUUAUCUUCUUACAUUAAAGGCCCGAUCUUUUUAUCCGGUUCGUUUUCUUACCAGAUUUCCCUAGAAUCCCUCCUCAUCGGACACGAAGAUUGGGUGUACUCGGUCGAAUGGCAGCCUCCUCAAAGCUCUUCUGAUCAAGGCAUCGAAUGUUAUCAGCCUCAGAGCAUUUUAUCUGCUUCGAUGGAUAAGACGAUGAUGAUUUGGCAACCGGAGAAGACUAGUGGUAUAUGGAUGAAUAUGGUUACGGUUGGGGAAUUGAGUCACUGUGCUUUGGGGUUUUAUAGUGGUAGUUGGAGCCCUAGUGGGAGCUCGAUUUUGGCUCAUGGUUAUGGUGGAUCUUUUCAUCAUUGGAGAAAUGUUGGCACGGAUUUUGAUGAUUGGAAACCGCAGAAAGUUCCUUCCGGUCACUUUGCUUCGGUUUCGGAUAUUUCGUGGGCGAGAGAUGGGGAAUAUUUGCUGUCUGUUAGUCACGAUCAGACGUCUAGAGUGUUUACCGCAUGGUGUGGCGAAGGAGGAGAGGCAUGGCAUGAAAUUGCACGACCGCAAGUUCACGGCCACGAUAUUAAUUGUGUGACAGUAAUCCGAGGAAACGGGAACCACCGGUUCGUAAGUGGCGCAGACGAGAAAGUUGCCAGAGUGUUCGAAGCAACUCUCUCCUUUCUAAACACACUGAGUCACGCAAAUCCACAUAAAUCCGGACAGGCUUACGAUCUUCCAUCAAACGUGCAAAUUCUCGGUGCAAAUAUGUCUGCUCUAGGGCUAUCACAGAAGCCUAUAUAUGUCCAAGCACCGGCGGAGCCGAAAGAAAGAAACAACAACGAAGGCGUCGACACCCUUGAGACGAUUCCGGAAGCAGUUCCAGUUGCGUUGACCGAAGCACCCAUCGAAGAGCAACUGGCAUGGCAUACACUAUGGCCCGAAUCUCAUAAGCUUUACGGUCAUGGAAACGAACUCUUUUCUCUAUGUAGUGAUUACGAGGGAAAACUAGUUGCUUCAUCCUGCAAGGCACAGUCAGCAUCCGUUGCAGAUAUAUGGCUAUGGGAAAUCGGCUCUUGGAAAGCCGUUGGCCGAUUGCACUCCCACACUCUAACAGUGACGCAGUUGGAGUUCUCUCACGACAACGCUUAUCUCUUGUCCGUCUCGAGGGAUCGUAAUUUUUCCAUUUUCGAAAUUAAACAUACAGAAACAGAAGAAAUCGAUCACGGGCUUGUUAUAAGGCAAGAAGCCCACAAAAGAAUAAUAUGGGCCUGCUCUUGGAACCCGUUCGCCCAUCAAUUUGCAACCGGAUCGAGAGAUAAAACCGUGAAAAUAUGGGAACUGGAAAAUGGAUCAUCCGUUAAGCUGCUCACAACUCUACCGACUUUCAAGAGCAGCGUUACUGCGUUAUCUUGGCUGGGCAUCGACAGACAGAAAAAUCACGGGCUUCUUGCUAUUGGAAUGGAAAGCGGUCUCAUAGAGGUGUGGAGUAUUAUUUCCAAUGGCGAAAGUGAAAAUAGUGGUGUAAAUGCGUCUCUUUUCGUUCGAUUCGAUCCGUACAUGUGUCACGUGUCUUCGGUUCAUCGGCUGAGGUGGCGAAGUGCGGAGAAGAGCGGAGAUUCUUCCAAGGUGCAGCUUGCUUCUUGUGGAGAUGAUCAUUGUGUGAGAAUAUUUCAAGUAGUUGUUUGAUUUAUUUAAUUUUUUGUGACAGAUUGAUUGAUUUUCUUAUUUUUUUAAAUUAUUUAGAAAGUGAGGGGUAUAAUUAUGUCUUCAAAUUUAUAUUGCCACCUUUUGUAUACUAAAAUAUAAAAAGUACAGAAGUUGUGGCGUCAUCAUCUAUGCAGGAUUAUUGUGUUCAUCUUUUUGUAAUUUUUAAAUUUAAUGUAUUAAACAAAUUAAUGAUAUUUUUUUUUUUUGUGUUUAAUCA
Molecule: messenger RNA, 2821 nt
Organism: Erythranthe guttata (spotted monkey flower)
Lineage: Eukaryota; Viridiplantae; Streptophyta; Magnoliopsida; Lamiales; Phrymaceae
Gene: ELP2
Product: elongator protein 2
Biological process (GO): tRNA wobble uridine modification
Cellular component (GO): elongator holoenzyme complex
Molecular function (GO): protein binding
Source: RefSeq, a predicted model, not a curated record